CCAGGACCCAUACUAGAAGACACCCAGACUAACACGGAGUCCACGGCUCCAGGAAACGGUCUUUAGGAGGCUGUGGGCAUAGGAGGAAGUCUCAUUUCUUUAAGCACGUGAUUCUUCAGAGCUCAUAAGAGUUGGUCGGGAGGAGAGGAGCAGCGACUUGAAAAGCCAGAAUUCUGCCAAGACUUCGGGGAACAGAGGACACCAAGAUGCCCUUGCUCUCUAAUUAGAGAGGUUGGAGCCUAUUGAUCAUCAUGGAGAUAAGCCUGUGACCUACUUCAAAGGAGCAAUUUCAGCACAUGGCAGGUGACACCUGGUCUUCUACGGGGCUGUGACUUGAGCCCAGCAGCAGAGUUUCUGAGGCUGGUGGAGGAAGUCCCAUGGUCCAGGUAUUCACCUGCCUGGUCCCCAGGCAGAUCUCCACAAAGAAGAGACAGCUCUGCACCUGACAUUGGAGCAACACCAGAAAUGCUUAGGCUAGUUCAUUUUCACUGGACUCACAUGGCCAAACCAAACCCUUCCCUUUCCUUGCAAGAUGAAAGAAAGGAGCCAUGAUUGAGCCACUGGACAGUCCAGCCAAUGAUUCGGAUUUCCUGGAUUACACAACUGCUUUGGGAAACUGCACUGACGAGCAAAUCUCAUUCAAGAUGCAGUACCUUCCCGUCAUCUAUAGCAUCAUCUUCCUCGUGGGCUUCCCGGGGAACACAGUGGCCAUCUCCAUCUACAUUUUCAAGAUGCGGCCGUGGAGGGGCAGUACAGUCAUCAUGCUGAACCUGGCCUUGACGGACUUGCUGUAUCUGACCAGCCUCCCAUUCCUCAUCCAUUACUAUGCCAGUGGUGAAAACUGGAUCUUUGGAGAUUUCAUGUGCAAGUUCAUCCGCUUCGGCUUCCACUUCAACCUCUACAGCAGCAUUCUCUUCCUCACCUGCUUCAGUCUCUUCCGUUACGUUGUGAUAAUUCACCCGAUGAGCUGCUUUUCUAUUCAGAAAACUCGCUGGGCAGUGGUAGCUUGUGCUGGGGUGUGGGUCAUUUCUUUGGUAGCUGUCAUGCCCAUGACUUUCCUGAUCACAUCAACCACCCGGACCAAUAGGUCUGCUUGCCUUGACCUCACCAGUUCAGAUGACCUCACUACUAUCAAGUGGUACAAUCUCAUUUUGACAGCCACCACUUUCUGCCUGCCAUUGGUGAUAGUGACACUUUGCUACACGACAAUUAUCAGUACCCUGACUCACGGUCCUCGGACCCACAGCUGCUUUAAGCAGAAGGCUCGGAGGCUGACUAUUCUGCUUCUCCUUGUGUUCUAUAUAUGUUUCUUACCCUUCCACAUCUUGAGGGUCAUUCGGAUCGAAUCUCGCCUGCUUUCAAUCAGCUGCUCCAUUGAGAGUCACAUCCAUGAAGCUUACAUUGUUUCUAGACCAUUAGCUGCCCUCAACACCUUUGGCAACUUGUUGUUAUAUGUCGUGGUCAGCAAUAACUUCCAGCAGGCAUUCUGCUCUGUAGUGAGAUGCAAAGCCAGUGGGGACCUUGAACAAGGAAAGAAAGACAGUUGCUCAAACAACCCUUGAGUAAUGCCAUUUUCGUCAAGGCCAGAGAGAUGGCUCAGUGGUAAAGCUCUUGACAUGCAAAUGUGAGAGUCUGAGAUAGACUCUUCAGAGCCCACAUAAAUUGUGUGUGGUAGCAACUAUCUGCAAUCCCAGUGCCUCUGUGGUGAGAUAGAUAUGGAGAUAGAAUCCUUAAAGGCUCGAAUGCUAACUGGCCAACUCUACACAGUGACUAGCCUCAAAGAGACCUUCUUUCCAAGGAGAUAAAAGGGAAGGACCAAUGCUUAAGGCUGUCCUUUGAGCUCUACAUGUUCACUGUGACAUGUAUCAGACCCUGACACAAACAGCCACGCAUCAUUCACACAUACAUACUUAUCAAAUAUCAAUCAGUCUAUCCUUCCAUCCAUCAAUCAAUCAAUUAACAUGCCCUGAUAAUUUGUAUAUAACUUCCAAGAAAUCCUUAAUACCCUCUCAGUUGAGCCCCCAGUAACUACAGAGUAUUCAGGUCAUUAUGAACCAAAGCCAUGAGUAAGGGCCCUUAUGAGAUCUUUGCAAUAUGUUUUUUGAUAUAUUUGGGUAGAGAAUGGGCUACACAAGUAUCAAUAAAGUAUAUAGAAAGAUUAGAAACUAUGGAACUCAGAGAAUUUCUGUUACCACCAACUAAUUGCCUCCACACAUAAACUAGUGUUUGUACACCAAAGCCCGGACCUCCUACUGCUUUAAUGCCAAGAUGGGAAGGCUCAAACAAACCAGAACCAAGCAAAAGUCAAGACACAGAAGUAUGUGGCUGAGCCGGAUAUACCGCUUUCUGCUACCAGUAAGUGGAUAUUUAGUGAGGAUAACUCCCUGGAACACAGAUGCAUGGAAUCUGCGAAGAUCUAAGCAAAGUAUUCCAACCUGGUGAUCGUGGAAAAAGUCUCUGGCUCUCAGAUUGUUGACACUGACAAGAGGAAGUACUUGGUUCCAUCUGACAUCACCGUGGCUCAGUUCCUGCGAUGAUCAGGAAAGGCAUCCAGCUUCCCUCCGAGAAGACCAUCUUCCUGAUUGUGGACAGGACAGUCCCACAGUCCAGCCUAACUAUGGGACAGCUUUACAAGAAGGAAAAAGAGGAAGAUGGAUUCUUGUAUGUGGCCUACAGUGGAGAGAACACUUUUGCCUUCUGAGGC
This is a messenger RNA of Mus caroli (Ryukyu mouse), 2704 nucleotides long. It is a transcript of the gene Oxgr1, whose product is annotated as oxoglutarate receptor 1. Gene Ontology annotation, cellular component: plasma membrane. Gene Ontology annotation, biological process: G protein-coupled receptor signaling pathway. Lineage: Eukaryota; Metazoa; Chordata; Mammalia; Rodentia; Muridae. The record is from RefSeq and is a predicted model, not a curated record. Gene Ontology annotation, molecular function: G protein-coupled receptor activity.